This is a messenger RNA of Oncorhynchus masou masou (cherry salmon), 3820 nucleotides long. RefSeq names its product monoacylglycerol lipase ABHD2-like. Gene Ontology annotation, molecular function: monoacylglycerol lipase activity; acetylesterase activity. NCBI's taxonomy places the organism in Eukaryota, Metazoa, Chordata, Actinopteri, Salmoniformes, Salmonidae. Gene Ontology annotation, biological process: medium-chain fatty acid catabolic process; steroid hormone receptor signaling pathway; medium-chain fatty acid biosynthetic process. The record is from RefSeq and is a predicted model, not a curated record. Gene Ontology annotation, cellular component: sperm plasma membrane; sperm flagellum. The transcript has 13 exons. Bases 299 to 1606 code for a protein of 435 amino acids.
CUACAGUUGCUAGGUGCUCGCGUGUUUCAACUCUGUUCCGCUGUAGUAAACAGUCCGUGACUACACGGAGCAGCUGUGCAAUGUGCACAGAGAGCAACACAGCUUGUAAACAUACAUGCAUAAACAAUUGCUACUGCGUGUGUGCUGAAAUGAGGGUUGUCGGCUGACAGAGGGCAGUCUACUUUUUCUGCGUGUUUUACUGUAUCAAAAAUGGCGCUGCCAGAUUCUGAAAUGCAUGUCCAGGGGGUGACUGAGUAUCAUUAGUUAUUGAACAAGACAUAGGUCCUCUCUGUCAACCAUGAGUGCACUCGUGGAGCCAGGCGACGUCCACACCAUUGCCCCCGAGAUGCCAGCCAUGUUUGAUAGCAUGAAGCUGGCUGCCGUCGCAACGGUGCUCUAUUUCCUGGUGCGCUGUCUGAAUCUGAAGAGUCCCACGGCUCCGCCUGACAUCACCUAUCGGGACACGCCCCUCAACCGCUAUCUGCUCAAGUCCUGCCCCAUCCUGACCAAAGAGUACGAACCACCGCUGCUAUGGGGGAAGAGUGGACACCUCCAGACUGCCCUGUAUGGGAAGAUGGGGCGUGUCAGCUCCCCAAACCCCUGUGGGGUGCGCAAGUACCUCCUCAUGCAGGAUGGGGCCACUGCCACCUUUGACCUCUUCGAGUCGCUGGGGGACCACCACACUGGAGAUGACAUCACCAUGGUGAUCUGCCCAGGGAUUGGUAACCACAGUGAGAAGCACUACAUCCGUACCUUUGUGAAUCACUCCCAGAGGCAGGGAUACAGGUGUGCUGUUCUCAACCAUCUGGGGUCCCUGCCCAACAUCGAGCUCACCUCACCGCGCAUGUUCACCUACGGUUGUACAUGGGAGUUUGCAGCCAUGGUGGGUUCCAUCAAGCGGGCCUUCCCCCAGACACUGCUCAUCGUGGUGGGCUUUAGCCUAGGAGGGAACAUUGUGUGUAAGUUUCUGGGGGAGAACAGGAUCAACCAGGAGAGAGUGCUGUGCUGCGUCAGUGUCUGCCAGGGAUACAGCGCACUCCGGGCCCAGAAGACGUUCCUACAGUGGGACCAGUGUCGGAGGCUCUAUAACUUUCUCAUGGCAGACAACAUGAAGAAGAUAAUCCUCUCUCACCGGGGCAGUUUGUUUGGAAUGAACUCGAGCAAGAUGGAGGACGCAGACCUGAGCCGACUGUACACAGCUACCUCCCUCAUGCAGAUCGAUGACAAUAUCAUGAGAAAGUUCCAUGGUCACGACACGCUGAAAGAGUACUACGAGAAGGAAAGCUGCGUACACUACAUUCACAAUAUCAAUGUGCCUCUACUGCUGGUCAACUCCGCAGAUGACCCUCUGGUCCAUCGGUCACUUCUGACCAUCCCACGCACACUCGCAGAAAAGAAGCCGAAUGUGAUCUUCGCCCUGACGCUCCACGGGGGUCACCUGGGCUUCUUCGAGGGGGCUGUGCUGUUUCCCCAGCCCCUCACCUGGAUGGACAAGGUUAUUGUGGGCUAUGCCAACGCAAUAUGCCGGUGGGAAAGACACAGACCGCCCUGCCUGAGGACACGUCGUGGACUCUGUUCACAGGCCGACGGGACUCCUAGUUUAUAAGGACACAAAUACGCCCACCGGAGAAGGCCGAAACCUGUAUUCUUCUCUUCAAAUGGGGGACGGGGAUGAUCUAUGGGCACAGUAGCUCACCUGACUUUGUUCUGACUAUAGCUUUGCUUAGAGAAACACAAAAUUCAGCUGCGAAAGCCUUUACCCGUGGACUCCAGUCAGUCGAAUGGAUGGCACUUGCUCGUCUAAAUGUGGAUACACAGUGUAUCCUGCACCUGCUGGUGAACAGCUACAAGACUCCACACUGGCUUAUUUAUUGCUCCGUUCUGUCCAUGGAAAAGACUGGAGAGGAGAUUUAGCUUCUGUGUGCAAAGUCCCAGCCAGCCCCCCUUGGUUCUCACUUGGGUUGCUACUUGGUCCCGACUCUCCUAGCUGUUUGUUCCGAGUGUGUGUACUGUUGUCGUGAGGGUGAAUAUCACUCGGGGGGGUUCAAAUGGGUGCUCUGGGAGGUUGAAACUCUGAAGGCUUUUGUUAAGCAGAGAAAUAGAAUUCCUAGAACAGGCACUUUAUUUAUAUGUUAAGCUUCUUUAGCUCUUUUUAAUAAUUGGGGCCAGGGUCAAAAUCUGGUCUGGCCUCUAGUUCUAGGCUAAUAGGCAAUACUUUCCUGGUCAGAUCAUCGUCUGAGGAAAAACUUCAUUCUGGCCCUAGUGAUAAUAUAUUUUGUCUUCACAUUGUCAAAGUGCCUCAAACAUAAAAAAUAAAAAUAUUUCAAACCAAGAAAGGAUGGUAAUGGUUUAAAGUACUUCAUUACUAUUUUCAAUACGCAGACAUAGUGUUCAAGGACCACACUCUGUAAAUAUCUGACAUUCUGAGGAAGCACCCAAUCCUACCCAGAACACAUUAAUGACAAGUUCCCUUGUCCUAUACUGUAUUCUUGGUGGAACAGCCUCUGAUAUUCUCACUGGUUGGCUUGCACUACACAGCAGUCCACUUCUGAGACUCAAAUACAUCGAUUUUUAUAUAUUUUAACUUGAGUUGUGAGUAUAGGAAUGUUGUUGAUUCUUACAAGCCGAGUGCACUGACUAAAGUCCUUAAUCACAGCCACUGUGAGGCAAGGGUCCACUGUGCUAUUUCAGUCAUUCAGUUGGUUUGCCUGAGUAGCCAAUGUUCAAUGGUACAAUGUCAAUGACACUUUAUUCUGGCAUGCACGUUUUGGAGAUUUCACUGUAGUGGUCUAAAAUGAAAUGGUCUAAAAUGAGCAAACUCCACCCACCUGAGGCAACGGGCGACACAAAACCAGCGCACCCACCAUUGAGCAUUGGUUAUUUGAUUUAACCAAAUAGGGAACUGAUUGUCAAGGUUUGCCAUGAACAAACCUGAAUCAUGAAAAUUGAAGCCACGUUUAGGUUUGUUGCUGUUGUGAAAUAAUAUAUAGGUUUGCGCUACAGAUGUAGACCCCAGUUGUCCUCAAUUGAAAUACCAAAACACCAUGUGACUUGGUCUUCUUCCUUAUAUGGACAAAGCCGCAUGCUUUAUUUUAUUUUUUAAAUAAACACAGAAGGUUGAGGUUACCUUGUGUAAGUUUAGUCUGACAGCGUCUUUGUUCUCGUUUUCCCCUUUUCCAUUUAAUAUUUUCGCUGUUCUUUUUAAGAGAUAUUUGUUGGAAACUGUUUAAAUAAUAAAAAUGGUGUGGUUCCUGAGAUGUAGAGCACAGACUAAGUUGGCUUAAAUACUCUGGUCGAGAUUCAGUCCAAGGCGCAUUGUAGACAAACGUACUUCCCUUUUUGAAGGUAAUUUGCACUUGACCUGACUUCUGAAUGUGAUCUCUACACGUGUCAGGGAAUUUGGGGUUAUGUUGAUCAGUGCGUUUGUCGACAAUGCGCCUUUGAUUGAAUCCCGGGCUCUGUCUUUUUAUUUGCGCUUGUCUGUAUUCUAUUCCAUGUAUAAAAAUGGACCAAGUUACUGUGAUAUCAUUGGGUAGAUGAGAGAAGAGCUGCUGGACUAGGAGCCUUGCAGAGAGAACUAAGGUCAUGUCAUAACUUCCACUAUUUAUCCCUAUGGAAUUCAUCCUUUGUUUGCCUUUUAUUUUGUUUACAACCCCUAUAGAUGUACAAUGCUGUUCAGUCAUUAUAAUGUAGAAUCACAACUUGGCGUGAUGUAUAAAGUAAUUGUGUGUGUUUUGGUUCCGAUAGAUAAGGGUGUGCAAAACGCAAUACAUUUAUGGGGGGGGGACUUUGUAUCCUUGAAAUACACUUUUGUUGUGGA